AUUUUAUGAUCCAUGAUAUCCUACGAUUCACAAUCAUAUCUACCUCCUGUGAUCCUACGUAGGAUCCUGAUUUUGACAACCUUGCUCCUUAGGUUUCACGAAAUGACACUCUAAAUUCAUGCUAUCUCACAUCAUAAUUACCCCUCAUAAAAUAUUCUGUUUUUAAAAAAGAUUCCUACUACUCUUUGUUUGAUUUUUUUUUUUUUUCAUUUAUACAAAAGGUAAAGGUGGCUUUUCAUUUAUUGUUUAGGUAUAUCUUUUAGAAAAUAGAAUUUUCCAUUACAAAAGUCAAUAGUAUGAGCUUAUUUGUUGUAUUUACUACUUAUACAAAAUUCAAGGGGAAUGGCAUUUCCUAUAAAUGUUUUUCGGAGGUAUAAAUUAGAAGAAUGACAUGUGUAAAAUCUAAAGGAAAUUGGCGUAAUUUACCUUUUGCAUAUUUAUAUUUUAUAGAUGCCACACUUCCCAAUUCUAAUAUAUCUUCCUAUAUAUAUAUAUAUAUGGUGUAUUGUACAUUCUAAUUGCUAACAUGUUUCUUUAAUAUAAAAAGUGUGCAAACACGAACACCGAACUCUAGAAAUAGCCAAAUGACUGACGCAACUAUUCUUACACUCAAUUUCACAAUUUAAGCUGUGAAAUUGGACAUGAUAUUGGUUAUGUGUUUAGAUUUACUAUUAUUAAAUUCCAUUUCGCAUGGGAAACAGACUUAAUGAAAAAACAAAGAUUCUCUUAACGGUAGGAUUUGUCGCGUGUAACACUGUAACAUAUUAUACAAUGCAAACGUUGGACGUGUCAAUGAUUCCAUGCCUAUAUACCCGUUCUCGUAAUUUGGUUUUCCCAACCAUUUCAACUAGUUUCGCGCGAGUUACUGUUUUCUUUCUCUCACUCUCUCACUCACACACCCACUAUCUCUCUCUGUCUCUCUGAGUGCUUAGCAAGUUAGCAUACCCAAUCCGAAAGUUCAGUCUUUGAGACACAUAUUGGUCUGAGUCACUACUUAAAAAAUUAUCAACAUGUAGAAGAAGAAGUGGGUUUUCCACCUCUGGAUUUUAAAUCAAGUCCAUUAUAUUAGAAAUAUUAGUGAUAAAGAGUACGCAGAAAGAAUAUGCUUAUUGGUAGCAAUCCCAGUUGAUGUGUAUCAGUGAGUAAGGCAAGUAGAUCAUUAGCAUUUAAGUAGAAAGGAAAUGAACAUUGCAGCUUAUUAAUCCUUUUCCUGGGAGAUGGUUGCCUUUGGAAAGAAGCUGAGAGAGUCACAAAUUCAAGAAUGGCAGGGAUACUACAUUAAUUAUAAAUUAAUGAAGAAAAAUGUCAAGCGAUACACAGAACAAAUUGAGGUUGGAACACAAAAUCACCAUUUUGUUCUGAAGGACUUCUCAAGACUGCUAGAUUAUCAGAUUGAAAAAAUUGUCCUGUUCCUGCUGGAAAAACAAGGACUGCUUGCUACCAGGUUAUCCAAUCUUGGAGAGCAGCACCAUGCUCUUAUACAACAGUCAGAUGGAUCAAGAAUAUCUGAAUUGCAAGAAGCAUAUAGAGCAGUUGGACAAGAACUUUUGAGGCUUCUCUUUUUUGUUGAGAUGAAUGCUAUUGGUAUACGUAAGAUAUUGAAAAAGUUUGAUAAGAGGUUUGGCUGUAAGUUCACUGACUACUAUGUCAAAACUCGUGCAAAUCAUCCUUACUCCCAGUUGCGACAAGUUUUUAAGCAUGUGGGUUUCGGUGCUGUUGUUGGAGCCAUAUCUCACAAUCUCGCAGACCUUCAAGACCUUCAAAACAAUCAGGGGAACUAUAUUUCAAUAUAUGAUCAACCUGCUUUUUCCCACCCGGAUCCUGUCAUUGAUUCUAUUAAAUCAGCUGUAGACAGGUUAUCAAACUCAACAAAUUUCCUUCACUUCUUGGGAAGACAUGCAUUUAUUAUGGAGGAGGAAUUACCAACUCCAUCUGAAGAUGAGUGUUUUGAACAAAGAUAUCAUUUUAUGUCACUUCUCUUGAACUUGGCAAACACAUUUCUGUACAUGGUCAACACAUAUAUCAUAGUCCCAACAGCAGACGACUACUCCUUGAGCCUUGGAGCUGCAGCAACUGUCUGUGGUGUUGUGAUUGGGUCUAUGGCUGUUGCUCAGGUGUUUUCUUCCGUUUACUUUAGUGCAUGGUCUAAUAGAUCAUACUUGAGACCACUUGUGUUUAGUAGCAUCAUCCUUUUUGUGGGAAAUACAUUAUAUGCACUGGCUUAUGAUCUUAAUUCAAUAUCCGUUCUUCUGAUCGGUCGCCUGUUCUGUGGGUUAGGUUCUGCAAGAGCUGUUAACCGGCGCUAUAUCAGUGAUUGUGUACCAUUGAAAUUGCGAAUGCAGGCUUCUGCAGGUUUUGUUAGCGCAAGUGCACUUGGAAUGGCGUGUGGUCCUGCUCUUGCUUGUUUACUUCAGACAAAAUUUAAGAUUUACAAACUCACCUUCAAUGAAGAAACUUUACCUGGUUGGCUUAUGGCUCUUGCAUGGCUUGUCUACUUAUUGUGGUUAUGGAUUUCAUUUAGAGAGCCCCAUUGUGAAACUAAAGAAAAUCUUGUGCCGAACGAAGCUAAUGCGGGACAAUUAGCAAAUGUUACUGUAGAGAAUGGUUAUACACAACCAUUGCUAAUGAAAAUAGAAGCUAAGCAACAAGAUGAAGAUGAAGACCAGGAACGUGAUGAUGCUGAAGAAGAUUCUCAGGAAAUUCACAAACCUGUCACUUCAAUUGUGGUGGCAUAUAGAUUACUUACACCAUCAGUCAAGGUUCAACUGUUUGUGUAUUUCAUGCUCAAAUAUGCCAUGGAGAUUGUACUUGCUGAAUCAAGUGUCAUCACUGGAUAUUAUUUUAUUUGGCCAAUCAGUAGAGUGGCAAUCUUUCUCGCAUGUCUUGGUCUAACAGUGCUUCCAGUAAACAUCAUUGUUGGAAAAUAUAUGACCAACAUCUUUGAAGAAAGGCAAGUUCUACUGGCAUCUGAAAUUAUGGUGUGUAUUGGAAUCCUCCUAAGCUUCCACAUAUUCAACCCUUACUCUGUCCCUCAAUAUGUUGGCUCCGCCCUAAUCACAUUUGUGUCAGCUGAAGUCCUUGAAGGUGUGAACUUAUCGCUCCUAUCUCGUUGUAUGUCAUCAAGGCUUUCCCGAGGGACGUACAAUGGUGGAUUACUUUCCACAGAAGCAGGGACACUGGCUCGUGUAGUUGCAGAUGGUACGAUAACACUGUCUGGUUAUUUGGGUGAGAGUAAACUAUUGAAUUCCACCUUACUUCCUGCACUCCUCAUCUGUGUCUCAUCCAUCAUUGCCACCUGCUGCACCUAUAACUCUCUUUACUAAUACCCUUUCCCUCUAACAUGUACUCAUAUUGUAUAGUAGAGCUGAACUUGCUCAAUGAUCAAUGGUGUACAAUGCUCUAUAUUGUUGUGUUCAGCAAAUAUCUAUAUGCGGCUGAUAAUGGAAGCUUUGAAUCUAUCA
Quercus lobata is the source of this 3461-nucleotide messenger RNA. RefSeq names its product SPX domain-containing membrane protein At4g22990-like. Gene Ontology annotation, biological process: transmembrane transport. Gene Ontology annotation, cellular component: membrane. Lineage: Eukaryota; Viridiplantae; Streptophyta; Magnoliopsida; Fagales; Fagaceae. Gene Ontology annotation, molecular function: transmembrane transporter activity. The record is from RefSeq and is a predicted model, not a curated record. The coding region runs from base 1218 to 3323 and encodes 701 amino acids. The transcript has 12 exons.